AAUGUAAAGAAUUGGGUGGGACGGAGGGAGUAUAUCCCAUACAUAUCACCUCUAUCACCGCCGUUUAAUCUGCCUGAAAUCACACAAAACAUACUUAAAAAGCUUCAAUUUUUCUUGAAACCCAGCUCAAAUCGACCCAAAACAUGAAGCCCCCAGGAGCUCAUCUCUUCAUACUCAUCUUCCUCACCACCCUUUUCAUCACAGCCCACUCAGACAAUGAUGCCUCAGUAAUGCUAGACUUAAAAAAAUCACUCGACUCACCUGACUCACUGAGUUGGACUGACUCGGACCCGUGUCAAUGGCCUCACAUACAAUGCAACAAAGACCAGAGGGUCACAAGAAUUCAAAUAGGUAAUCAAAAACUCACUGGGAAGCUCCCACAAACCCUAAAAAACUUAACUUCUUUGCAGGUUCUUGAAGUUCAGAACAAUCAACUCAGUGGGUCAGUACCGAGUUUGGCAGGCUUGAGUUCUUUACAGUCACUUUUAUUGCAUGAUAAUAAGUUUGAUUAUAUGCCCUCUGAUUUCUUUGAUGGUAUGUCUUCUUUGCAAGAUGUUUAUAUAGGUUAUAAUGAGUUUAAGGCUUGGCAAUUACCUGAUAGUAUAAAAAGUGUGAGUAAUUUGCAAAGGUUUUCAGCUACUCAGUGUAAUAUUACUGGAAACAUUCCUGCUUUUUUUGGUGGGGAUACUUUUGCUAGCUUGACUUUUUUGGACUUGGCUUUUAAUUACUUGGAAGGGGAAUUGCCUGCUAGUUUUUCGGGUUCUUCGAUACAGACAUUGUGGUUAAAUGGUCAGCAAAGUUUGUCGAAAUUGAAUGGUACUAUUGAGGUUUUACGGAAUAUGACUGACUUGACGGAGGUUUGGUUGAAUAUGAAUUCGUUCACGGGUCCUAUACCUGAUCUUUCAGGGUUGGGGCAGUUGCAGAAUUUGAGUUUGAGGGAUAAUGAGUUGACGGGUCCUGUGCCUGCGUCACUGGUUGGUAUGUCGUCACUUGUGGAAGUGAAUUUGACGAAUAAUAUGUUGCAGGGGUCACCGCCGAAGUUUAAAGAUUCAGUGAAGUUGGAUAUGGUUCAGAAUACUAAUAGUUUUUGUGUGAGUGCUGCUGGGGUUCUGUGUGAUCCACGUGUGGAUAUGAUGCUUGCUGUUGCAGAAUCAGUUGGUUAUCCGAGUAAGUUUGCUGAGAACUGGAAAGGAAAUGAUCCUUGCACACCGUGGUUAGGUCUCACGUGUGAUAGCGGCGGGAAUAUUACCGUUAUUAAUUUUCAGAAAAUGGGUCUCACGGGUAGUAUUUCACCUAAUUUUUCAUCUAUUACCUCAUUGCAAAGGUUGAUUCUCUCAAAUAAUUAUCUUAGCGGUGUUAUACCUGAAGAGCUCACAAGUUUGGCUAAUCUCAGGGAAUUAGAUAUUAGUAACAAUCAGAUUCAUGGUAAAAUCCCAUCUUUCAGGAGUAAUGUGAUGGUUAAAACUGAUGGUAAUGUAAAUAUCGGAAAGGAUAAUGUUCCUAGUUCAACACCAACAACGCCUUCUGGUAAAACACCAGGUUCAUCCCCUGGUUCCACUGCAGAGUCUCCCGAAAGCGGGGGUAAAAAAUCUUCAUCAGGAUUGAUUAUUGGCUCUGUUGUUGGUGGUGUUUGUGCAUUUUUCUUUGCGGGAUUGCUAGUUGUUUGUGUCUACAGAGCUAAGCAUAAACGUACUGAUGUAGAGCCUUCUCCUAGUACUGUGGUGAUUCAUCCACAGCACUCGGGAUCAGACCAAGAUGCCGUGAAGAUCACAGUUACUGGUUCUAGUGUUAACGGCGGGCCUACAAGUGAAACUUUGAGUCUUGGAAGUAGUGGACCUAGAGAUAUGCAUAUUGUUGAGGCUGGAAACAUGGUAAUAUCAAUCCAAGUCCUAAGGAACGUGACUAACAACUUCAGCCAAGAUAAUAUACUGGGUAAAGGUGGUUUUGGAACUGUUUACAGUGGCGAGUUACAUGACGGAACUAAAAUCGCAGUUAAGAGGAUGGAAUCGGGGGUGAUGAGUGAAAAGGGUUUGGAUGAGUUUAAGUCGGAGAUUGCUGUUCUUACUAAAGUCCGGCACAGGCAUCUGGUUGGGCUUCUAGGAUAUUGCCUUGAUGGAAAUGAGAGACUUCUUGUUUAUGAAUACAUGCCUCAGGGGCCCCUUAGUAGAUAUCUAUUUAACUGGAAGGAAGAAGGAUUGAAACCUCUCGAGUGGUCAAAAAGGCUAAUCAUUGCAUUGGAUGUUGCUAGAGGUGUAGAGUAUCUGCAUGGUUUGGCUCAACAGAGUUUUAUACAUAGGGAUCUCAAACCUUCUAACAUACUUCUGGGAGAUGAUAUGCGGGCUAAAGUUGCAGACUUUGGACUUGUUCGUCUUGCUCCAGACGGGAAAGCUUCACUUGUGACAAGGUUGGCAGGAACUUUUGGGUAUUUAGCACCAGAAUAUGCAGUGACGGGCCGAGUAACUACGAAGAUUGACGUCUUCAGUUUUGGAGUGAUUCUUAUGGAGCUGAUCACGGGACGAAGGGCACUAGAUGAGACCCAAGAGGAGGAGAGUAUGCACCUUGUCCCAUGGUUCCGCAGAAUGCAUCUCAACAAGGACACAUUCCAAAAGGCAAUUGACCCAACUAUUGAUCUUGAUGAAGAGGUCCUUUCUAGUGUAAGCACAAUAUCUGAAUUGGCUGGUCACUGCUGUGCAAGGGAACCCCACCAAAGGCCUGAUAUGAGUCAUGCAGUUAACGUUCUUUCAUCUCUAGCUGAGCUCUGGAAGCCAUCAGACCCUGAUCCUGAUGACAUAUAUGGGUUUGAUCUCGAUAUGACGUUGCCACAGGCAGUCAAGAAAUGGCAGGCACUUGAGGGAUUGAGUGGCAUGGAUUAUUCUUCCUCUGGAAUUGGCAGCAGCGAUAACACCCAGACCAGCAUACCCACCAGGCCGUCAGGUUUUGCAGAUUCUUUCACUUCAUCAGAUGGACGUUGAUUGAAGAGAUCAAAGGACUGGAUAGCUUGAUUCUUGUUAAUGUUUGCUAGAGGUUUGUUAUGUUUAUUAUGCUUCUUCCUUGCCUGUUACUUUUGCAAGGUUUCUUUCAAAUUUCUUAUACUUCUCUCGGGGGUUAUUUACUGUAUUUCAAAUUCCAUCAGACUCCCUUACCCUCUUCUCUUACCCGAGUUUGAAAUGCGAAUCGAUAGCCCAUUCUUGUA
Messenger RNA from Daucus carota subsp. sativus, 3193 nucleotides. Its product is annotated as receptor protein kinase TMK1. Bases 144 to 2972 code for a protein of 942 amino acids. Gene Ontology annotation, biological process: protein phosphorylation. NCBI's taxonomy places the organism in Eukaryota, Viridiplantae, Streptophyta, Magnoliopsida, Apiales, Apiaceae. The transcript has 2 exons. The record is from RefSeq and is a predicted model, not a curated record. Gene Ontology annotation, molecular function: protein binding; protein kinase activity; ATP binding.